AUGAAGCCUGAAGCCGAGCUCUCGCCCAGCUCUGUGUAUGAUUUGCUCCCGGUGAAGGAGAUCAGGGGUUAUAAUUACCGGGAGCACCAUUUGGAGGAAGAAGACGAUAACCGUUGUGUGAAACUCGACAACAUCAUUUUAAAUGGAUUCAUCUACAGACCCAUUUCUCCUGACGGUGAAGGGGACGCCUACAACGUUCUCAAUGCGAUGGGUUUAAAAGUCUUCACCAGCACCAAGGUCCAUAAGCCCAGACUCUGCAUGGAGAGAAUGUACCGUGUACAUAUGGCACGGGAGCAUACAUUUGGGAUAGCGUAUGCACACAACAUCGAUCACUUCUCCGAUCAUUUGUAUCACAUCAUCGCUCAUGGCCCAGUGGAGACCAUCCGGAAGUAUUUCCCUGAGACGUGGAUUUGGGAUUUAGUUCCAGUGAAGUCCGUCGGAAGUGCUGAACUGGCCAUGACCAUCCCCGACACCAUCACAGAAUGGAAAGCCAACGCGUUCUGCACUUCAAGUGAUACUGGCUUUGGCCUGUCCCCAACCGUGUCCCUCAGAGCCUUCCAGCCCUUCUUCGUGGAGCUCACCCUGCCCUACUCCAUGGUGUGUGGCGAGACCUUCACGCUAAGGGACACAGUGGUGGCACUCCAGGCACUGUCCCGAUAUGGAGUCUCCACCUAUGCCAAGAGCGGAGGAGCAUCCACAGUGACCCUGCAAUCCACAGGGAACUUCCAGUCCCAGUUCCAGGUGGAUCACACGAACUGUCUGCUGCUCCAGCGUGUGGCACUGCCAGAGGUGCCAGGGGACUACAGCACGGGGGUGACAGGAGAAGGAUGUGUCUACGUGCAGACCAGCCUGAGGUACAAUGUGCUCCCCAAGCCGGGCGAGGCGCCAUUCGCGCUGGAGGUGCACACAGUCCCCAAGACAUGUGACAGCGCCAGGGCUCAAAGGACCUUUAACAUCGCCAUAAACAUCAGCUACACAGGGAAACGCCCCGUCUCCAACAUGGUCAUCGUUGACAUUAAGAUGCUGUCAGGAUUCGUACCUAUGAAGUCAUCAGUGAGGAUGCUGGAAGGACAUCACCACAUCCACCGCACAGAACUGAGCACCAACCACGUGCUGCUCUACAUGGAGCAGGUGAGCAACGUGACUCAGAGCUUCUCCUUCGCGGUGGAGCAGGACUUCCCCGUACAGAGCCUGAAGCCGGCACUGGUGAAAGUCUACGAUUACUACGAGACGGAUGAAUUUGCCAUCGCUGAGUACAGCGCCCCCUGCAGCAAAGUGGGAGCCGAGCAGAGCAAUGUGUGAGGGAUGGAGUCGUGUUCCCAGCCUCCCACGUCCCACCUGCUUAGCCCCUG
Molecule: messenger RNA, 1352 nt
Organism: Emys orbicularis (European pond turtle)
Lineage: Eukaryota; Metazoa; Chordata; Testudines; Emydidae
Product: alpha-2-macroglobulin-like
Exons: 12
Coding region: 1-1302 (433 amino acids)
Cellular component (GO): extracellular region
Molecular function (GO): endopeptidase inhibitor activity
Source: RefSeq, a predicted model, not a curated record